Molecule: messenger RNA, 1977 nt
Organism: Monoraphidium neglectum
Lineage: Eukaryota; Viridiplantae; Chlorophyta; Chlorophyceae; Sphaeropleales; Selenastraceae
Exons: 5
Coding region: 1-1977 (658 amino acids)
Source: RefSeq, a predicted model, not a curated record
AUGCGUUCACGCAAGCAGCGGCCAACCACGCAGCUGCUCGACCUGACGCCGGCGCUGCUGGAGGCGAUUGCCGCGCGCCUGGGGCCGGGCGGGUGGCUGGCGCGCUUCGCGCAGACGUGCCGCGCCGCACGCAGUGCCGCCGACCGGCGACAAACUUCGGCGCCGCUCGUGGCGUCAUUGGCCCCCCGGUUCGCCCAGGGGUUCCCCUGCUGCUCCACUCUGGUGCUGCACCUGGACUCGCCCCAAGCAACACUCUUGCAGCUCGCGUCCUGCCUGGCUCAGCUGCCGGACGCCUCCUGGCCCCAGCUGCGCCGCUUGGAGGUCGAGCUGGACUACUACCACCUCCGCUACCUCGGAAACAUCAUCGACCCCUCGCUGGGCGAUCCCCGCGCCGCGCUGCCCGCGCUGCUGACUCAGCUCGCGCGCCUCGCGCCCCGCCUCGCCGCCGUCGCCACCGGGCCGCGCUUCCUCGCCAACUGCGAGGGCGAAACCAGCACGCACGGCCUCUGCGGCGAUGUGGGCGCCACGCUGCGCGCGCUGCGGCCGCUGGCGCGCACACUGGAGGAAAUCCACAUCAGCGGCCCCUGCAGCGGCGGCGGCGGCAGACCAAUGGGCGGCGAGGAGGAGGGCCGCGCAAGCGGCGUCCGCGUCAGCGACGACGACGGCGCACCUGGAGAGUCACAGCAGCUUCUGUACCGCGCGUUGGACGCCGCCGGCCGCGCCGCAUCGCGCGAGCUGCGCGGCUUCGCCUCUCUCCGGCGCGCGGCGUGCUCCAGCGACGCGGCGCCGGUCUUUGCGGCCACGCUGCCGUGGCUGGUCGCUCUGACGUCCCUUGAUAUGGACGACCGGGGUGGGGCGAUGGGCGCCGUGCUGCUUAGCGCGCGGCUGCGCCAGCUGGCGCUGAGGUCCGGCCGGCACCCCAAAGUGGCGCUAGAGGCGGUUGAGGGCUGCCGGGGGCAGCUGGCGCGGCUGACCAGCUUCACUCUCGGCAGCUCCGGCAACGGCGACGACCUCAAACUGUACAGCAGGCACAAGGGGGUGCUGUGCCAGGUUCCCAGGCUCAAGAAGCUGAGAUUGAACGGCGUCGUGCAUCUGUCACGGAAGGAGGGCACCUCAAGCGGCGAAGAGGACGAGGCAGACGAGCGCUGCGCCAGCGGCAGCAACAGCGGCAGCAGCAGCGGCAGCGACAGUGAGAGCAGCGCCAGCUCGGACGGCAGCGGCGGCAGUGAGUCGGGUGACGACGGCCCAGAGCCGGGGCUGGGCGCAGCCGCCAUCGGCGAUGGCAGGCUGCUGCGGCUCCGCGAGCUCGAGGUGCACGGCCGCCUCUUGGGGGAGCGGCGCUCGCUCUUUGCCCUGGCGCCGCGCCUCGAGCGCCUGACGCUGGUGGAUUCGACGGGACUGCGCGCGGCGUACGGCCACCCCAAGCUGCGUUCCCUGGUGGUGGACUUUGGGCUGGAGGCGUCGGCGUUCGCCAGCCCGUCAUGCAUGCGCCGCAUGCCAGCCGUGACUUAUGUGAAGAUCUACAUGGGUUACCUAAUCGGCGACAAGGACCUGAUGCCCGAAGCGGCGGGCGAUGACGAGAUCGCGUUUUGCGACGAGGGCGAGGUCCAGCGGCGCUAUGACUCAUUGGAGGCCUGGGCGCACGGCGCCGCCCGCGUGGCGCGCCUGACCGUGGGCGGCGGCCGCGGGCCGCGCGGCGGCGGCCGCGUGGUCGAGGCGGGCCGCGACCUUUCGAGGUUUCCCGCCCUCAAGAGCCUGCGGAUCACCUUUGGCCGCACCCGCCUUGAGCGCGCGGCGGUUGCUGUUGACAACGCGCUGCUGUCGGAGCUCGUCGCGCCGCUGGCGCGCGUGCGGGGGCCUGCGCUGCGCAAGGUGGUGCUGCGGGUGCCGUCUUGGGUGCACUCAAGGGGUAUCACCUUGGGCAAAUGCGCCAAAUUGAUGAAGAAGAACCCAGGACUGAGGAUUGAAUUGGUGUAA